Molecule: messenger RNA, 2332 nt
Organism: Paramacrobiotus metropolitanus
Lineage: Eukaryota; Metazoa; Tardigrada; Eutardigrada; Parachela; Macrobiotidae
Product: radial spoke head protein 6 homolog A-like
Exons: 10
Coding region: 145-2085 (646 amino acids)
Biological process (GO): axoneme assembly; cilium movement involved in cell motility; cilium assembly
Cellular component (GO): axoneme; radial spoke
Source: RefSeq, a predicted model, not a curated record
AGUACUGUUAAAGGUCACCUAGACAACAUUACACGCACUCACUCAUACCGCACUGCGCUAAAAAAAAUAGCAAACCGAAACUUUUCUAUAAUAAUUUAGCCAAGCAGAACGUUUUUUUAAGAAUUCGGAAUUAACUAGAAAAGUAUGCAAGAAUCCAAAGAAUUCGAGCAGGAACCCAUUGCGCCCGAAACCGAUGCUGAUCCCGCUGCAGAUGGGCGGCGCUCCACUGGGAGCAAUGCCAGCAUCUUCACCAAUCUCCCCGCGCGUGGUUCUUCGGUGGAUUCCUCGCAGGUGCCACCGAAGAAGAGCAGCGUUGUCCAGGAAUCAAAGCGUUCCCGGGAACUCUCCCGAGAUUCUAUGCCCUUCUUCGUGGACAGCGAGAAGGACCUGAAAAGAGAUGACAGCGAGCUAUUCUUGCCGAGGCAGUCCAAAUCGGACAGCGGACGAGACGGGGUUCUAGGAAUACACCAGUCGUCUGCCCAACGGGUGCGGGACACCUACCAUGCCGUUAAGGAGCGGUUACAAGCGCCAGUUGGAGACGGUCCCAGUAUUUAUGACAGAUUAAAAGCCGCUGUGAAACACGUGGUAAAGACAUCCGAUAAAACCGCCUACAACGCUUUCGAGCAGAUCCUCAAAUCGCAGAAUCAACCGGCGCUGGAUCGUGAAGCCGGCAACGCGGCGUUCAAGCAAGCGGAGUAUAACGACGCUAAAAUAAGCGAAGAACUCUUUAAGACCGAAGGCGCUCUGGAAGAACGGGUAGACGCGCAGCAGGACGAAGAGACCGGCAAAUCGAAGAUUCCCAAUCUUCUGCGAAUCUAUCCGUACCUGCGCAACGCCGGGAUCAAUCGGCUGUUUUCCCGCGAAACGGCGUGCGCGCUGAGUGUCGCUGCAAAGAAACUGCUGGAUAACGACGCGAAAGUGCUGAACGUAAAAUUUUGGGGGAUUAUUUAUGGAGCUAAAGCGGAUUAUUAUGUUCUGGAAGCGGAAGCCGAGCCGCAUGACGAUGAAGAAGAAGAGGAGCAACCGGAAGCGGCAGAAGAAAUUCCAGCGGAAGAAGAAGCCGGGGAAAUGGCGGAAAACGAUGCUUUCGCUAACCUUCCACCAAUCCCGAAGCCUAUGUUGAAACCCCUCCCGGCGUUAGCGAAGGAACCAAACGGAACCGGCGUAAACACGAAAGCGUAUUUCAUCGCUAACAAAUUGGACGGAAAUUGGACGCGCUUGCCGCCGGUUACACCCGAUCAAGUAAUCAUCGCCCGAAGAAUACAGCGCGGCUUUAUCGGGGAUCUUAACGCCAAAGUUCCAGUUUUCCCGGCGUUUCCCGGUACCGAAGCGCAUUAUCUGCAUGCGCAAUUAGCGCGAAUUUCCUCCACGACGCAUAUCUGCCCGAACGGAUAUUAUUUACUGGAAUCUGAUGAAGACGUUGAAGAAGGAGUAGCGCCUUCGUUUAAUCUAACUGAAAAUCCCGAGUACCAAGCGCCCACGAUGCAGCAGCUGUCUCAGCCGCACAUGAAGUUCUGGACACACUACGGACAAUACAUUCUGCGGCAGGGAAGAACGUUCUUUUACGAUGCCUUUGAAGCGAACAAGGAAGAAGACGAGGAAGAGGAAGCCGAGGAGGACGAAGAAGGCGAAGCCAAAGCACCGAAACCCAAAUAUCCGCUGUGGUACCCGGAGAAAGCCGAUUGGUACGAACCCGAGCAGAACGUCCCGCCGCCGCUGUGUUCCGUCAUGAGCGACAUCGGUAUCGAUGGCUAUCCGCCAUGGUCGAUCCAUUUCGGCUCGCGCAUCUUCCCCAGUCAGUCAUUCCUUAUCCUGCGAUCCAAUUUGUGGCCGGGAGCGGUGACGAUCCUGUACAAUCAGGGCAAAGAGUUCUUCAACAUGUAUUUCGGACGCGGCCUGAAAUACCGUUCGCAGUUUGUCCCGAAUCUCCCUGGCCAUGUCAAGCACGAAAAGUAUGACCCAACGCUGCACGAAGAGACCGAUCCCACGCCGGAAGAGGAGGAGGAGAUUCGGCGCGCGGCCGGACUAAAUGAUGAGGAGAACAAGGAGGGUGAAGAAGAAGGCGAGGAGGAAGCCGAGGAAUGAACAUGCAAAGCUGGCCGCCUUGUUUUAGAGUGCCAGCGAGCAUUCGAAUUCUGUUGUGUUGUGCUGCUGGGACUCUGAGUUUCCGCUUAGUGGGACUCUGUCGUCUUUACGGACUGAUUCAGUUUUUGUUUGGCUUGCGUUUAAGGAGCGCUAAGCUAAAAUGACUGCGGCGAUAGCAAUGCCGAUUUUAUGAUGCUUUUAGUCGCUAUAUAAGUGUGAGACAAGGAAAUUAAAAUAGCCAUAAAAA